AUGGAGCCUAAACCUUGCAAACCAUUAGAACUGAAUAACCUAUUGAUAAAAAACGUGAACACUUGGGGUAAUGUGCAAUAUAACAUACCACUGAGACUCUCCAGUAAUGAGACUAGGACUGCAACAAGCGUGGGACUUCGGCACAUACCUCCUAUACCUCACAGCAUGGAUUGCAAAAUAGACGAGCCACUCCCAAAACGCGUGACAGGCCGCGACAUGGUAACAGAGAAGGAAACUUACAAGACCACCACGGGGGAGUACUGCGUCAAACCCAACCCGAACAAGGCCAUGGAACGAUCUGACUGCGCUAUCAACUGCCGAAGAGUCAGCUUUAUGACGGGAGUUGAGAAACGGUUGCAAGGCAAGAGUAUAGUGCAGCCGAUCAUGAUAUCAGAGAUGAAAGACAAUUUCCGGGGUAUACAGAAACCGCCGUUGGCACCGCAAGACGUCACUGUGCGCGCUCCGGACCCUGAAUAUAUAUUUGAUGUCGUGGCUUCAGGACGAAACGAAGCUACACCAAUAUCGGACACAGACCUUGGAUUCCGAAGACUGUUGGACCCAUACGUGUCCACUUACAGGGCAUACCACAAGCCUUUCACUGCGGAGGACCAGUACGGGAUAGGGGCCAAGGAUCAUAUCACUUUCUAUUCAGAAUUUGAUGUACCGAAGGUCAGAGGCUUUGGUCCUCAACACAAGGAGAUAUGGAUGCCGUUGCUGGCCAAAGUCCACAGAGGCGUGUAUGACAGGAUUCACGUGAAGAAGGAGUACAAAGAGGUGGCUGCUUGCCAUAAUCCUGUUAACAAUAUCAAAGGGGUUUUCGUCUCAGAAAUGAAGAGGAAAUACAAGAUUCCGUUCGCAAGUUCACCCAACGCGACCUGGGCUCACGGAGAGACCUUCGACCUUGCACCUUUUCCACCUAACCCUUGGCAGACUAACAUCGCCCCCUUUAUGUACUGCAGUGAUUACUGUCAUGUUGGCCAGGGCACAAGACCUAGUACAGUAAUAGAUCAGAUGAAGCAUGAGCUGCCUCCAAGACCAGAGAGUGAUAGGAGAUAUAUCGUGUCGAGGGAUUAUGAAGCUUAG
Messenger RNA from Amyelois transitella, 1083 nucleotides. RefSeq lists its product as uncharacterized. The coding region runs from base 1 to 1083 and encodes 360 amino acids. Lineage: Eukaryota; Metazoa; Arthropoda; Insecta; Lepidoptera; Pyralidae. The transcript is spliced from 6 exons. The record is from RefSeq and is a predicted model, not a curated record.